AUGAAUUUGGCUAAGGUAUUUCGUCGUCACCAUCCGAAAGAAUCAACUUCACCUGUUCGAAAAACAUCCGAAAGACCAUCGUUUAUUCAUCCAUUUCAAGGAUAUCCUCGUCCAUUUUCUUAUCAUAUUCCAGCAACUGAACAAUUAUCUUCGUCAUCAUUAACUAAAACUUCAAAUAUAGUUCCAUAUCGUAUUGGUUUAACUAGUGAUAGUACACUUUUGGCUAAUGGUCAAACCAAUGAAAACGAUGAUAUUGUUCGUUUACCAGUUAAAAGUGGUAAAGGACAUUAUCCAAAAUCACGUAAAGAUCCUCGUUCUCAAUCUCAACUAAAUGCUAAUAAACGAUGGUUAUUUCGAUCCAUGGAAGCACUUGAUGAAUGGAAAGAGAAAGUAUUUACACAAAAAUCUCGAACAACUGAUCAGUCACGAUCGCGUAGUGUAGAAAACUUAGCUGAUGAUGAUGAUGAUGAUGUAUUAAUAAAUAAAAAUCCUUCAACAGUACAACAACAUGAACGUGCGACAUCACCUAAUCGAAGUAUCGAGGCGAUUACGAAUCGCGUAAUCAAUAGUAUCGGUAUUCAUCGAAAAUCGACUAAUUCAAUAUCUAAUACUACACGAAGUCCAGCAUUAACUAUUCAAAAACAAUCAUUAUUUAAUCAUUCAAACAAUGUUCAUAAUAAUCUAUCAAAACAAUAUAAUAAUAAUAAUAAUGAACAGCAUCCAUCAGCUAUUCUUGAUUUUCGUGAAAUAUCUUCUGUUGGAUUUUUGCAUUCAAGAACACAAUUAAAUGAUAAUAAUGAAAAUAUUUCAUUAACAACAUCAGAAAAUAUAAUCACUAGUAUAAAUAUUAGUGAUGAUGGAGUUGCUGGUAUUGAGGAUGAUGAAAUAAUUAGUAAUUUAUCGUGUCUUACCAAUGGUUAUGAUCAUAAUGAUGAUGAUCAUCAUCAGGUUGAAACAUCGGAUGCAUGGGACUUUAGUGUUACAUGGCUUGACUCUCUCAAGGAACAACAUUCACCACAACGUAAAAUUCAAUUUUAUGAAAAUUUAAUAAACUUACUCGAACAAGAUACAUUAAAUAUUGAUGAGUUACUUGUACUACGUAAAAUACUUGCUAAAAUUUGGCCUAUCAAUGAAAUAACAACAAAAGACUCGAACAACCAAUUAUUUUCUAUGGAAUCAAAACCCACACCCAUCAGCAAAUCACUUAGCAAUCUCAAUAAAGUUAAACAACGUCCGAAAUUACCUAAAAUGACACAUCAUACAGCUCAACGAUGUUCAACUAUUAUCGAACCAACAUCACUAACAUAUGAACCAUUACAUGAACAGAAUAGUGGCCAUACAGCGAAAGCAUCAUCAUUAUUAAUUGCUGCUAAAGCUAAAGUUUGUACUGUUGAAAAUACAGAUGAAUUAAUUUCAAAUCAAAAGCAAACUUCAAAUAGUGAACAAACUUAUCCUCAACAUUUAAAUCCAUUCGAUGAUGAAACAGGUAAAGACAAACGUCUGAUUAACAUAGUAAAACAGCAUAGAUUUCUUUCAUCAACAGAUAUUGCACCAUCAUCUGAAUCUGAUCGGAAUGCAAAUAAUGAUUCUAUUCGUCGUUAUUUUGAACGACUUACACUUCUUGAAACUAUUUAUGAAAAAUUAAAUAUUGAAUCAAAUAAAACACCGAUAGAAUCUAUGAAUCAUCCAAAAAUCUUAGCACAAGAAAAUGUAACUGAAUUAUCAUUAUCAUCACCAACAAUAACACAAACCAAUCGUCCUAACGAAAAACAGACUGGAACAACCUUGGAUGUAAGAAAUUACACACGUCCAUAUUCAUCAAAUAAAUCAGAUAUAAAUAAAACAAUUUUGAAUAAAUUCAUUGAAAUGAAUGUCGACGGAAGUGGAAGUAUUAGUAGUGGUAAAAGCUCAAUAAAACGACGGGCACCAACAGCUCCACAUAUAUCCCAAAAUGAUAAAAAAAAACAUCAACAGCAACUAGACAAUUCAAAUAUGUUUUCUUUAUCAUCAACUGAUUUGAAUUUAACACACAAAACGGAUCAAGAUAUACAUAGUACAUCUAUUGGAUUUAAAUCUUAUGACGGAAAGUACACAAAACAACCUAUCGAAAAUCCAGCUGCUUCAUGUGAUGAUAAUGGACACGUUUUUGUUUAUAAUUCUGAACCAAAUCCUAUUCAUCAAGAGCAGCCAACUGUAUUACCAAAGAAAACUGAACGUAUUCAACAAUGGUUAUCGGCAUGUGAAAGAAAAGAAGAAUUGAAUAUGCAAAAUAAUUUAUCAUCUUUAUCACAAAGUACAAGUCCUAAAACUCAAUUAAAGAUGCGUUGUAUUGCUAAACCAAACCGACCAUCGAGCUUAUCACCACAACUUUAUUAUGAAAAAAAUCUACCAACUGUAGAGAUUAAUGAAAUCGAACCAACUCGUUUUCGAAGUUGUUUAAAAAUUAAUCUUGAAAAAAAUGAACCGGCUAAUCAUCAACGAAGUCGACCACCAUCUACGACACUUAAAUAUUAUCACCAACAAAAGUCAUUCGCCAAUGAGAAUCUCAACUUCACGAAUGAUGAUGACUAUUUUGAACGAAAUACACUAUCGCCUAGUCUUCAUUCUGAUUAUCAAGCUGUAUAUCUUUAA
Molecule: messenger RNA, 2631 nt
Organism: Rotaria socialis
Lineage: Eukaryota; Metazoa; Rotifera; Eurotatoria; Philodinida; Philodinidae
Source: the annotation of a GenBank genome assembly